This is a messenger RNA of Aspergillus aculeatus ATCC 16872, 1143 nucleotides long. RefSeq names its product phosphoglycerate mutase family protein. The record is from RefSeq and is a predicted model, not a curated record. The coding region runs from base 1 to 1143 and encodes 380 amino acids. NCBI's taxonomy places the organism in Eukaryota, Fungi, Ascomycota, Eurotiomycetes, Eurotiales, Aspergillaceae. The transcript has 4 exons.
AUGCCUCUCGACACAAUCUACCUCACCCGUCAUGGCCACCGCCUCAAUUGGACGAUAGACUACAAAACGGGCACCUACCAUGCUCAAUUUCCCACCCCCACAGGCAAUCCAGCUGAUCCCACCCUCACCUCGCACGGAGUGCGCCAGUCCCAUGAGCUCGCUGCGCAUCUGACCAGCGAUAGCGUCCAUCCGAAACCUUUUCGCGUCUACUGCAGCCCGUUCUACCGAUGUCUCCAGACAAUCCAGCCAUCCGUGGAGGCACUCAAAGAGCUCCACCAGAGCAGAUACUCGAAAGCUUGUACCUCUACGACAGCCACGACUGACAGCACCAUUGAACCCCACGCAGACUUUGACGUGCGCAUUGAGAAUGGUCUAGGAGAAUGGUUCGGCCACACCACCUUCUUCGAACACCCGCAGCCCGCCCCGCAUUCCAUCCUAGCCACCCACUUCCCGACCCUCCUCCCUCUCCCUCCUGCUACAUCUCCUCCCCCUAGUGUCCGGGACCGAGGAGGAAACCCCUCCACCUCGAACCCACCAACCACACCCCAUGUGAUCCCCUCGCCCACCGGCGAAACCAUCGCCCAACUCCACGACCGCGUCGCCACCGCCCUCGCCGGCAUCCUCGCCGACGUCGACGCCGAGAUCGCCGCGCUGGAGGCCGCGCAGCCCGCCCACGAACCCCGGACCAGCAAAGCGAUCCUCAUCUGCUCGCAUGCGGCGCCCUUGAUCGCCAUGGGCCGCGCGCUGACGGGCCACAUGCCGGCGGAUCCGAAUACCGAGGACUUCGCGGUGUUCACGGCGGGGCUGAGUACCUUUCGCCGCCGCCGUCGCGAGAGCGGGGAGCGGGGUGAUGCUUCUCCCGGGCAGCAGGCUGAGAUGCCAUCACUUGCACGGGGGACGAAAGUCCUUCGGGCUGGUACAACAGUCCUGGAUUGGCGUGGGGGCAAAGGUGUCGCUGGUGGGUGGGAUUGUGUGCGGAAUGGUGACUGUGAGUUCUUGAGUCAGGGGGCUGAACGAGGGUGGCACUUUGAUGGAGAAGAAGGGUUUGAUACGGGCCCUAUGGCGCCAGAGGAGGCGGGGCCGACGUCGAGUUUGGAUACUAUGACUACCGAUGGCGUAGGUGAGCGGGGGAUGAAAUUGUGA